AAUCUGAAAAUAAAAAAUAAAAAAAUCGCAAAUUUAUAUAUUUUAUUGGCCGUUUCAUACCAGCAAUAUUUGGUCAGUCCAUGCUCGCCAUCAAUCCCUCCAUUAAAACGAAGCAUUUCGACAGACAGUCUCCAGUCUCCUUCUCGAUCUAUUCAACCCUGGUCUGAGAGAUCGGAGAGGGAAGGUGGAGGUAGAUAGAUGGCGAAUAGGGUAGAUCACGAAUACGAUUAUCUUUUCAAGAUCGUUUUGAUCGGGGACUCUGGGGUCGGAAAAUCUAAUAUCUUGUCCAGAUUCACCAGGAAUGAGUUCUGUUUGGAGUCUAAAUCCACUAUCGGAGUCGAGUUCGCAACUAGAACUCUUCAGGUAGAGGGAAAGACGGUUAAGGCACAGAUUUGGGACACUGCUGGUCAGGAGAGGUAUCGAGCUAUUACCAGUGCUUACUAUAGAGGGGCAGUCGGCGCACUCCUUGUCUAUGACAUAACUAAGAGCCAAACCUUUGACAAUGUCCAAAGGUGGCUGCGAGAAUUGAGAGACCAUGCAGAUUCUAACAUUGUCAUCAUGAUGGCCGGAAAUAAGUCUGAUCUUAAUCAUCUCAGAGCUGUUUCGGAGGAGGAUGGGCAUACAUUCGCUGAGAGGGAGGGCCUUUCGUUUCUCGAGACAUCAGCACUGGAAGCUACCAAUGUUGAGAAAGCGUUCCAAACAAUACUAGCAGAGAUCUACAACAUCAUCAGCAAAAAGGCAUUAGCAUCUCAAGAAGCAGCGGCCAGUACCACAAUUCCUGGUCAAGGAACCACCAUUAACAUUGAUGAUUCCGGAAACACAAACAAAAGAAGUUGCUGUUCUACUUAAUGUGUGGUAGAAAAUAUUUGAGGGACACAAAAGAUAUGCUAGCAGUUGUCUGUCUUGUUCUCUAUAUUCUUUUUCGUUUUCAUUUUUUGGUGAAAGAGACCUAUAGAAUACUUUUUGACUUCGAGUUGUGUGAUAAAGGAGCUUGUAAAAGUGGAAACAAAGUAGUUUUUGGGAUGGUUUUCUUUGUUUUUCUUUCUCAACAGGUGCUUGAUUUACUGAAUGUUGUUUAACUAGUGUAACUUACUGAUUGUUGUAAUUCUGGAGUGGUUCUGAACAUAAUUUCUCAA
Tripterygium wilfordii is the source of this 1136-nucleotide messenger RNA. RefSeq names its product ras-related protein Rab2BV-like. The transcript has 3 exons. Gene Ontology annotation, cellular component: endosome. The record is from RefSeq and is a predicted model, not a curated record. NCBI's taxonomy places the organism in Eukaryota, Viridiplantae, Streptophyta, Magnoliopsida, Celastrales, Celastraceae. Gene Ontology annotation, molecular function: GTP binding; GTPase activity. The coding region runs from base 199 to 849 and encodes 216 amino acids.